Schistosoma haematobium is the source of this 10081-nucleotide messenger RNA. RefSeq lists its product as uncharacterized. The coding region runs from base 6885 to 8861 and encodes 658 amino acids. The transcript is spliced from 4 exons. The record is from RefSeq and is a predicted model, not a curated record. Lineage: Eukaryota; Metazoa; Platyhelminthes; Trematoda; Strigeidida; Schistosomatidae.
GUUUAGUUUAAUAGAUAAAUUGGAAGAACAAUAUUAUUGUAACUGACAUAUUUUACCUUAAAAUGAAAUAUGGAACAUGGGGGUACAUUCAUUCAGCAUUUUUAUCCAAUAUAAUAUACAAUAUAAUAAACCAUCCCCCCUCCCCCCCUAAAUAUUUUUUCUGUAUAUUUUUGUAAUAUUUAGCUUAUAAGGAUUAUUAAACAAAAAACAGUUUAUAAACAUCUGUAUUAUUAUUAUUAUUUAAACACAUAAACAUUGGCACAAGGAGGUACCAAGUAGAUAUGCGCCACAUAAAUCAUUCGAUUUGUGUGAGGGCUGUGAUACUUCCCGGGUGCCCAAACCGAAGCAAGUGGUUUUCUUAGGUGGCCACACACCGAGCCUUUGACCUAAAUGUCUGACCCACAAGACAGUGGAGCAUCGUGUGGAGAUUUAGUCUUAUGGUAGUCGGUGACAAACGAUUGAUUGAUACACCAUUUGUUCCAUCAGAAUCGUGGAGAUCAUGUGCACCAUUGGUUUGGAAUCAGGGUUUUCCAACUCUCCUAGGUGGACUCUCCAUGUCUACCAACCCGAUUAAAGCGUCGGACAUUCACUUUUCAUCCUGUCAAUUUCAUAAACGACACCCCCGCUACGAGAAGGCAAUGAGUAGGACUUCCCUGGUAGAGGCUAUGUACGCGUGGCCAUAUGAGAGCAUCUCGAGAGGGAGACCUGACUCUCCCCACUCCCGGUCGUACCAGGGCAUUAGUCUCACAUGAGAACACUUAACCUCUAGACCACUGAGCCGGCCGGUAUCCAAAUGUGUUAGUGAUGUCCAACUUCAACUAAUCGACGAUGUUACGCCUCCAUACACCAUUGUCAUCAGUCAGUUACUAUCCCACAUCAGAUACGGUUGAACUCCACUUGUAUACUAAGUUUAUCUAACUGAAUGUGACUAAGUUUAUAAUUUCUUAAAGAAGUACUAUUCAGAUAUUUAUAAAACUGAUUUAUUCUCUUCUUCAUAAUUAAUCAAAUAGUAAGAGAAAAAAAGCGGAACAAACAAAUUUAUCUUUUUUUGAUUUUUCUUUUGCUAGUAAUAAAAAUUUCACUCUACAGAUACAUUAGAAUUGUUGCAAUUCUAAUGGUUGAAGCGAACGGUACUGGGUUGAAGUCCCGGAGUGAACAUCGACAAGUUUGGGAUGUAGGUAUAUCCAGCUGAUGAGUCCUAAAUAGGACGAAACGCGCAUCAAACUGGAUUCCACUGCUAACCACUAUCCAUCUUUGCUUAAAAUUCCAAUGGUUGUUGUGAAUUUGAUGGGCAAGUAGAAUCGAGUAAAUUAAGUUUAAACAAAAAGUUGAAUGCCAUUUCUAGUUAAGAGUUAACACUUUUUGGGGAAAAUGUUACUUUCACCAAUUACAGUUAUAAAUAAUUCAUAUAUUUCAUUCAGUAAAAACUCACUUGAUGUUGUUUGCUUGUAUCUUCCUAUUGUUUUGUUAGGACUGCAAUUGAUCAGUCUCCUAUUGGCAAUAUGUUCAUCCUUUGCACAGUAGCUCGAUAUUGCCUUAAGUCACAAGCUUUUAUAAGAGAGGACGAGUCCCAAAUAAUAUGAGACGCGCAUCGUGGAUCCCACUGCUAGUCACCGUCCAUCUUUGCUUAGAAUGUUUGUGAAUUAAGGUAAUAUCGACGCAAUAUGCACAGGAUGCACAUAUACCAAUAACAGACUGAUCGAUUGCUGUCCUAAAUAACAAUCGGAAGAUACUAACGAACAACACGAAAUGAAUCUAAACUUCACCCCUUUGCAUAAGCAAGUGGCUUUCAGAAUUCAGUAGUUAAGUGGAUAAUGUGAUGGCGUUUGAAACAAGCGGUACUGGGUUAGAGUCCUGGAGUGAAUAUCAACUGUGGGAUGCAAGUACAUCCAUCUGAUGAGUCACAAAUUGAAUGAAGCAUGAGUUGUGAAUUGUACUGCUAGCCACCGUCCAUCUUCGUUUACUUCAUUUAGUAGUCUAGUCUAAACUUCUUCAAGUAAAUGAUCAGUCAAAAUAAUAUGAAUGUAUGUCAUUCAGUGUAGGAUACAAAUAAAUCGGUCUUGUCAUGAAGUUUUCCCUUCGGCCUAUUUUCAGAAUUAUCAGAAGGGGUUUUGUAGAGAUUUUAGAAAUUUCACUGGUUGAAAUCAUUAGUCAAUUGAAACCAGACCACCACGGGAAACAUGGAACCACUGGACGGCCGUUUCGUCCUAGUAUUGAACUCCUCAGAAGUGCUAAUCCACGAUCCCGACUCUCAAGAUUCAAACUUAGGACCUAUCAGUCUCGCACGCGAGCGCUUAAUGUCUAGAUCAUUGUGCCGGUAUCCAACGGUAUUAGUGAUGUCUAACUUCACACAAUUCACGAAAUUGGGCCACUUUCCACUAUUGUGUUUAAUGUGUUACUAUCUCAUAUAUUGUAAUAAAUCAAAAUCUGAAAACUUGCAUAGAAAACGGUUUUAUCCACAUCUCUCAUUAAUUAUAAUUUAAAAUAUAAACGGGGAACCAUUGAAAUUCCCACUACACGAAGUGAGAACAUCAAGACUGGUACAAGUGAAGAUUUAUUAACCCUAUAAACCAUGACGACGACCCUAGUCGAAAAUGAACUAAUUUUUAUAUUGAUUUGUAUACCCAUGUUACGUAUUAAUUAGGAUGACAUCAUUAACAAUGAAAAAUAUCCAGAGUUAUAAUAAAAACUACAUACUGGGCUUAGUGCAUAUUAAUGGAAUACAAGAAUAUUGUAUCUUAAACAAGUACAUUACAUCAGAAGGGGUUUUGUGGAGAUUGUAGUAAUUUCAACAUUUGAGAUCAUUAGUCCACAAAACCCCUUCUGAUACUAAUCAACAUAUGCUCACUAGUGACUGGCUUCAAGAGAUAUAUCCUGGAGUUCUAGUGAGAAGCAGUGACCAGUGGAAUUCAACCGGGUCUCAUAUGAGAUAGUAACUCACUGAUGACAGUUGUGGAUGUGUCGCUCAAUUUCAUGGAUUAGUUGAAGUUAGACAUUAACACCGUUGGAUGCCGGCCAGCUCAGUUGUCUAGUUGGUUAAGCACCUGACUCGAGACUGAUAGGUCCUGGGUUCGGAUCUCGCACGGGGCGAGGUCGUGGAUGCGCUCUGCUGAGGUGUCCCAGUAUAGGACGAAACGGCCGUCCAGUGCUUCCAGGGUUUCCAUGAUAAUCUAGCUUCAAUUGACUCACGAUCUCAACUGUUGAAAAUACAUUACACUCAAAUCAAUUAAUGUUUUACCGGAUAAAAUAUUAUACUGGAAAAACAAAAAAACACAAAACAAACAAAAUACUACAUUGAACAAUCAUUAUAUUUGUUACAUCCAUGAUCUGCCUACCUACUUUUGAUGCUGAGGACAACUUGCCUAAUCUAGAUUAAGACCUUAACGCGACAGGCUGACUGGCUUAACCUUCAGUCUAGUAUGCGUGAGUUCGAAGUGGGGUAGAGAGAAGAAAACUAUUCUAUCAAUAUUGAAUUAGAAACAAAAAGUAAUGAUAAGAAAUAAUCAUAAUGAAUACCAAAAAUGUGAUUUUGACUUGACAUCGUGUUAUUAUCAAAAACCACAGAUGAUAUCAACCAAGUUUAGAGAGUAAGUGUUACAAAAUAAUAUUAUAAAUAUAUGUAGUGUUUUAUACUGUACAGUUUUGGGAGUACAUAUUGUAUAACUCUCUCUUAUAUUUUGAUUGGAAAGUCAUUGAAAGCCAAAGGAUAAUGAACAAUCGUUUCAUCUGAAUAUAUGAAACUUCAAGCAUGUGCCUUCAUGAGUUUUGUAAUAACCAAAUCGAUUGUAAUUUGAGUCUCUUGAUGGAAAUAUUACUUUAUGAUUAUGGAAUAGGUAAUUAAAGUUAUAUUAUGUUAACUUCAGUCAUUUAGGUUAUUAUCUGAUCAUACAGUUUCACUAGAAUAUCUGUAAUUCAUCUUGAUUUUGAGUCCUGAUAGCCACUUGUUUGUGUAAUGGGGUGAAUUUCAGUUCAUUUGAUAUUGUAUGGCUUGUAUCUUCCCAUUAAGGUUUAAGACUGCAAUUGAUCAGUCUGUUAUCGGCAUAUAUGCAUACUGUGCGUAUGCCUCGAUAUUGCCUUAAUUCACACAACCGAAAUGUUGAUCAUAUGCGGUUCCAGAACCCAGAUGAGUCUGUUCCGAUUUCAGUUGUUAAUUCUAAUACUAAUGAGUAUAUUGUAUAUCAUAUAUAGUCUAAAUCCAAUACACAAUCGGACAGAUACAUAAUGAACCUAAGGAGAAUAGGUACAAUAGAUUGUAGAAAUUUGGAUCCUCAUAUAGACUGUUACAGAUGUGAUGUUUAUAUGAACUAAUGAUUCUUUUGUAAUUGAUGUCUGCUUGAUUUCAAUUUCCGAAUACAAUACAUUCAUUCAUGCUCAUGUAAUACUUCUUGGUUAUAUUGUGUUAUUUCUGUGGGGGGGGGAGGAUGGAUUCCUAAUUCAUACUAUCAUUCGAAUACUCUUAUACAUUACAGUAUAUUUGGCAAACUCUCGUUCUUAGAUGGUGAUCGGAGGUAGUCAACAGGAAACCCUGGGCCCGGGUUUCGUGCUACUUGGCACUCGUCAGCAAGGUGUACCUGUAAUCUUGAGGGAACUGGUGCUCCCUGCGACACUGUACGCAGGGGGGAGUGGAGGGAUUCCUAAUUUGUACUCUUAAUUAUCACAAUUUUCUUAAUGUUUUUCGAGUUGACAAACAUCUUCUAUGAGGAAAUUGUUUCCAAUUCGGUCUACUGAACACUUUUCUGAUCACUUUCUGUAAUGAUGCCAUAUAUAUUUUCCUAUUUUAUCCUAUUCUAAUAAGGUAUGAACAUGACUGUGUUACAUUAUUUUUUACUUCUUUGUAAACUCUUCAAAGUGUACUUCAAAUUUUUCUUUUUUUAGAAGAUAAAACUUGAAAUGUACUAGUUGUAUUGUGAAAAAAUUCUAAUCACUAUACGUUAGAGUUGUUAUUAUGUUUACUCUUCAUUCGAUAGUUAUGUAAGAAAUACCAUGUAUUUUGAUCGAGAUCAUGAACCAAUUGAUAUUAGAUAACCAUUGGAAACCUGGAAGAACUGGACGGUCAUUUCGUCUUAUUGUGAGACUCCUCAACAGUGCUCGUUCAAAAUCCAGCUCGCGGGAUUCGAAUCUAGUGCCUUCAGUCUUGCGCUCGAACGCUCAACCUACUGGACCAGUGAGUCGGCAUCCAAUGGUAUUAGUGUAUAACACCAACCAAUUCACGAAAUUGCGCAACGAUCUUUCAUUGUACUGAGGUUGAUAAUUGUCUAUAUCCAACACGGAUUGGCUCAACUGGUCAUGGCUUCUCACUAGAACUCUGAGAAUUCCCUAACGAAUUUAGUCAUUAGUGAGCACAUGGUAAUUAUCAUUAUGGGGUUGUGGAGAUUAUUAAGUUUCUUGUUGAGAUACGGCGAGUAGGAUCGUGUAUGCGCACUGCUGAGGAGUCUCACAGAAGGACGAAACAGCCGUCCAGUGCUUCCAGGUUUUACAUGGUGGUCUAGCUACAAUUGACUCAUGAUUUCAUCUAUGAAUAUUGUUUACUCUAUUGAUUAUAAUGGACAGUUUCUAUGUGUUUAUUCACGAUAAUUUUUUUCGUUGUUUUUUCAAAAUGAGGAAAUAGUUAAGUGGGGAACCUAUUUUUUUCUGUACCUCUACUUUAAUAUAUCAACUUCAAGUCCAUUUUUAUUGUAUAUUUGGUUAGCUGUUUAAUUAUACAUAAUUAUAACUUUCAUUAAAAACAUUAGAGUAUGAUAUUUUUUGUAUGGUAGACCGAAUAUUAUAUGAACUCAUAAUAUACAAUCAAGUUAUUAUAUCCAAAAGUUAAUGCUAUAAUAUAUAAAAUAUAAUUGAUAAACAUAAAGGAAAGUUAUGGAGCAUUACUUAAAUUGGUAGGCUUUUGCCAUGUUCGAUCUGUAUUUGGUACCAUAAUCUAUAAUUAUAGGGAAUUAAUCAUUCCAAUAGGGUUGUUGUGAUUCCAAUGAUAUAGUCAGAUGUAGUAUAUAAAAGAAAUAUGGUUGUAGUCUAUACAUGUAGAUAAUAGAUAUUUUAGAGUUUAGUUAUCAUAAUAACAUGCAAUUGAAAAUGAGAGAUGUGUAUGUAGCAGUGUAUUUAUGAACAGUUAACAAAGUGUAUCGUAGAAAAGAUUUGUAUCUCAUGUGGUGCACAAACUUCAGUUUGUGCUGAUGAUUUAGUUCAGAAGAACGAUGAAAGCUCCACAACCAAACCAUCCAGCUCAGCGUACAAAACUCCAACGUGUAUCGUACUAUGAAGAUUUAUUAUGAAAGAUUGUGUAAUCCAUAUAUUUUUAUUACAAUGACUUUAGAUUUACAUUGAGUAAUGUUAUUAAUAAUUGAAGAGUAUAUCUUACUACUGUUAACAGUUAAAUACAAAUACCAUUAAGAUUAGAAAUAAAAUUUAACUAUAUCGAGUAGAUUACUGUAGUCUAUGAAUUUGUUUCAACUUUUAUACGGAUUUCGCCAACUUAUAUUUUAGCACCUGUAAGUGUAUCUCAUUCCAUAAGUAAUAUUAUAGGAAAUUUAAAUAUUUAACCAUAUUUAUUAGUGAAUUACCUAAGCAAAACCACCUACUUGUUGGCACUUUAUGUUAAUACCGUCCCCAGCAAGUUUAACUAAUUUGAAUAACAUCAACAGUAUAUCACUGUGUCACAUGAUACACGCAUUUUGGUAGACCUGAUUGACAUAUUUUGGUAAUUACUGCUUUGUUGUUCCAUGCUCUCUGUUUUCGUUUUAAUUUCUCUAAUUGUAGAUAAUUAUCAUUAAUUCGAUCAGACACACAAAAUAACCUUAACUACUGCUAGGUUUGAAGCUAGCACGAGUUCACUUAGUCUGCGAACGAGAACAAGACUCGGUGACCAAAGAUCAGUAAGCUAGCUACUGAUGGUCCUAGCUCCACUAACUAAAGGGAGAAGUCCAAGCUUGGAAUGGGAAGUAUAUUCUUCAAAACAUCCGGAAACGAGAGAUAACAAGAAACACAAUUCAAAACGUAUAUAUACCGUACAAAACCGUCCUUGGGGGAGAGUUACCAAACAGCAUACUAAAAUACUCAACGGACCAAUAGCAUUUAAGAUAUUUCCCAGUGGGAAAUACGACAUGAAGGUGACAAGAACGCCUUUGGCACGAAAACAAAGAAAUUCAAAUUUUCUGAAUAAAAUUACAAAAUUAGGUCCUUUCGCAAAAAUUGAAUUGAAUCAAUUAAUGACAAUUUAUGAAGAACAAUUACAUAUAUCGAAAAAUAUUAAAGAUAUAUUACAUUGUAAAUGUAUUGAAUCUACAACAUUUACAUAUUCUAAUAAUGAUUGGAGUUUUAUUAUUGAUUGGAAUCAUUUAUUCAAUAAUACUACUACUAAUAAUAAAGAUACUAAAGUCAUUCAUGAUUAUAGACCGAAAUGUUAUUUACAAAAGCAUAAUACAUUAAAACAUUGGAUUAGAAUACAAUAUAUCAUAUCUAUUCAUUGGUAUAAUUUAGGUGAAUUUACUACAGAUUUAUUAGAUCAUUUAAUUAAUCCAGAUCAUAGUUCUAUAACUAAACCAUUAUUAAUUGGUGAUUUAAAUUGGUUUUUAAAUAAUACUAUCUCUAAUAUGAUUAAAUUAAAACAUAAAAUUUCUAUUAAAAUUCAUUUUUAUUCAAUUACAUAUAUUAAUUUAAUACAAUUAAUACCAACACUACCACAUAUCAAUCAAAAUUGUACACAAUUUAUUGAUCCAUAUGGUAUAGAAUGGUUUAUUAUAAGUGAUAUAUUAGGGAAAUUAGUACAUUUAAAAUUAUUUUAUUUAAAUCAUUCCAAUACUACUUAUAAUACUACUUAUAAUAAUAAUAAACAUUUGAAUGAUAAUGAAUAUCAAUUACAAGUUAGAUCAACUGCAUGGUCAAUUCAAUUAAUUCCAUAUAAUGAAUCAUUAAAUAAUGUUAAAUCAAUGAGUCCAUUUUAUGUUAUAUAUACUUCAAUGAAUAAUAAUACAACAAAUCAAACAAUCUUGAAACAAAAUUCUAAUACAAAUUAUCAAGAAAUUGUUUUAAAUUUAGAUGUUGAAAAAGUAUGUAGUUCAAAUUUUGGAUAUUCACGUCCAAGUGAUAAUGCAAUUACAUUACAUAUUGAAUGGUUAUAUUCUCAUGUAUUAUGUAGAGGUGAUUAUCAAAAUUAUGAUGAAUUAAUCGCAAGACAACGUUAUCUGCUUUUAAGGGAUAUAAGUAACAAAGAUUCAGGGAAUGAACAUUUAAACAAACUUAAACAAGUUCAAGUUUCAACAUCAUCAUCAUCAUCCAAAGAAAAUGAUCAUCAUGAUCAUGAUACUAAUCGAGGAAAAUUGUCAGAAUCUAAUAUAAAUUCUAUUAAACAAUCAUCAUAUUUAAGAAAAUCAUCUGAAAUCUUAUCAUCAUCUAAAUCAUAUUUUCAAGAUUCAUUUAAAAUUAAAAAAACUUCAACAAAUAAAGGAUCCAUAUCACCAAAUCAUUCAUUAUCUAGUGGAAAUUCUUUAACAAAUUCAUUAAAUAUUAAACAUUUUUUAACACCAUCCGUAAUUAUUAAUAAUAAUAAUAAUAAUUUAAAUUCAGAUAUAAAUAAUUUAGAUGAUGAUUCUUCUUCUACAAAUCAAUCUUGGCGUCGUCAUAGUUCGUGUUUAGAAGAGGUUGGAACAAAUCAACGUAGACAAUUACCAUCUCCACCUCCUCCUCCUGUUCCAUUAGUAUCAUCAUCAUCAUCUUCAUUAAAAUUAACAGGAGUUAUAUUACCUGAAGAUGUGAAUACUAUUUCUUCAAUUGAUCGUUAUCAAACAACACGAACAAAUAAUAAUAAUAAUAAUAGUCCACGUUUAUCAUUAAAACAUGAACAUUCGGAUUUUGAUCAUUUUAUCUAAAAAAAAACAAAAAAUAAACAACAAAAAAAACAAAAAGACAGUGUGUGUGUGUGUUUGUGCAAUUUUGCCGGUUUUUUAUUUUUUGUGAAAAUGAAAAAAUUGAUUUCUUCAAAGUGUUUCUGUGCAUGUGCAUGUGUGUGUGUGUAUGUGCUUGCGUGUAUAAUUUCGCGUGUGUAUGUGUGUCAUGGAAACCAACCAAACAAAAUUUCUUUAUUUUCGCCGUUUUUUUAUUUUUAAAAGAAAAUAAAAAAUAAUAAUAACCAUAUAUACUACUACAAGUCAUUUGUAUAUUUUUAGAUAUGAAUUCGUUUCAUCAAUUGUCCAUUAGUUUGUAUUGUACAUUGAACAAUCUUGUUUAAAUUAUUGAUGAUCACGAAACAAACAAAAACUUUGAAAGAAUAAAAUGAAUUUUGUUUUCAUGUGAAUAAAUGUGAUUUUGUUUUUUGUGGUUUUUGUUUAUUGCAUAAUAUACUACUUAUAUUACUACUUAUGUAAUCAUAAAUAGUAAGUAGUAAUGACUGAGCUUCGUAUAUAUAUAUCCUUUGUUUUGUUUGAAAAUGUUAUUUUAUCAUUGAUUUGUGAAGUGUACUGUUUUCUUUUUAAAUGUUGUUGAUUUUCAUGUUUCUUCUGAAUAAAAAUUGAUAAUCGAUUUUUUUUGUUUCUAAUUGAAAUUAUAUUAUGUUUUUGAUUGAGAUCAUGAACUGAUUGAUGUUAGACAACCGUCGGAAAUCUGGAAACACUGGACGGUCAUUACGUCCUAUUGUGGGACUCCUCAACAGUGCUUGUUCAAAAUCCAGCCCGCGGGAUUCGAACUCAAGGCCUUCGCGCGUGAACGCUCAACAUACUAGACCACUGAGCUGGCAUCCAAUGAUAUUACUGUCUAACAUCAACCAAUCCACGAAAUCGAGUGACCAUCUUCCAUUGUACUGAGGUACAUAACUGUCUCUACUCAACACAGAUUAGUUCCACUGGUCACGGCUUCUCACUAGAACUCCGAGAAUUUACUCACUAAGCUAAUCACUAGUGAGCACUUGUUAAUUACUAAUAUAGGGGUUGUGGAGAUUAUUAUAUUAGUUUGUCAUAUAUUUGAGAUAAUUAUCUCCUGCCUUAUAAGCAAAGAUAAACAGUAGCUAGUAGUGAAAUCCAGUUUGAUACGCGUCCCAUCCUUUGGUACUCGUCAACUGGAUGUGUCUACACCUCAGAAUAUAUGUUCAUUCCAG